AUGGCCAUACCCUCCCUUGAGGAGCUUGACUCCUUCAAGUAUAGCAACCUGCAGAACUUGGCCAAGAGUCUGGGCCUCCGGGCUGACCUGAGGGCAGACAAGUUGUUAAAAGCCUUGAAAGCCUACCUUAAAGACGACAAAAAAACUGAGAGUCAGAAUGGAAGUCCAACUUCUGCAUCCUCUUGGGAUGCGACUGAGAUGCAGAUCAGCAGCCAGGAACAAGCUAAGAGGGAGCCAAUUGGCCACAUCACCAAAACAAGGAGAAGGUGCAAGAACUCUGACUCCCAGCAGGAUCGUUCAGAGAUGAAAAUAAGUGAUCACACUGAAUUCCAGAAUCAAGAGAAGCAGGAAAACCAGGAUCUCAGAACUGUUGGAGAAGUUCCUUCACCACUAGAUGAGGACCAAGGAGAGGAGAAUGCAGUUUCCACAGGAAAAAGAAGAAUAAAUGAUAAUAAAGAUUCAAAGGUACCUGCAGAAAGAAAGAAGCCUCUCUACGCAGAUAGGUUUUCCAAACCUGGAAAAAGUAAAAGAACUAUAAGCACUACUCCAAACUUUAAGAAGCUUCAUGAGGCUCGUUUUAAGGAAAUGAAGACCAUUGAUCAAUAUAUUGAGAGGAAAAAGAAACAUUUUGAAGAACACAACUCAUUUAAUGAACUCGAGAAGCAGCCGGUCACCAAAGAAGGGGUGGUGACUCCAGUUCCUCUCCCUGGAAGGCUCCCUGAAGCUCGAACUCCCUCCAGCCGGUGCUGCUCGCAGGGCCAGCCCCUGGGCCCUACAGGCCAGAGCACUUUGUGUGGGAAAAGGUCCGCCAAGCGUUCCAUUCUAUUGGCAACUAAAAUGAAUGUCAGGUUUUCAGCUGCUACCAAAGAUAAUGAACAUAAGCGUUCACUGACCAAGAUUCCAGCCAGAAAGUCUCCACAUGUGACUGCAUGUGGGAGUACUACAAAAGGCCAGGCUGUGCUGGGGACAUGCAAGUUAAAGACAGCAAAGGGGGGAUCCCUGGGUGGCAAACUGAAACCAUGGGGUCAACCUAAAGAAAAUAAUUCUCUCAAGCAACAUGUCAACAGAGUUAGCUUCCACAAGAAAACUUACAACUCCUCUCCAGACCGGGAGGAACAACGGAAGCAACAUGAACAAAGACGAAAGGAGAAGAAAGCAAAGGUUUUGGGAGCUCGAAGAGGCCUCAUUAUGGCUGAAGAUUAAUUUUUUAGCAUCCCGUAAAUAUUACUUCAUUCUGAACCCUUUCUUUAGUGUAAAUAUUUUUCUGUCUUCCUCACUUGAGUGAAGACUUCCUUCUGCUGUUUGUUGUUCACUAUGUAGUGUUGGUGGGUUCUUCACAUGCAGCAUCUCUGAAAAUACUUUAUUAACCUUAACACUCACAAGUCCUUUGAAAUGGUUUUUACGUAAGUGUCUGUACAAUUCAGUUUUCUGAGACUUCAUCC
Molecule: messenger RNA, 1442 nt
Organism: Canis lupus familiaris (dog)
Lineage: Eukaryota; Metazoa; Chordata; Mammalia; Carnivora; Canidae
Product: nucleolar and spindle-associated protein 1-like
Biological process (GO): mitotic cytokinesis; establishment of mitotic spindle localization; mitotic chromosome condensation
Cellular component (GO): microtubule; mitotic spindle; nucleolus
Molecular function (GO): microtubule binding
Source: RefSeq, a predicted model, not a curated record